Lobosporangium transversale is the source of this 1856-nucleotide messenger RNA. RefSeq lists its product as hypothetical. The transcript is spliced from 4 exons. The record is from RefSeq and is a predicted model, not a curated record. Bases 311 to 1825 code for a protein of 504 amino acids. Lineage: Eukaryota; Fungi; Mortierellomycota; Mortierellomycetes; Mortierellales; Mortierellaceae.
CGAGGCGCCUGCACUGGCUCUCCUUAUUGUUUUUUCCUUCUGUCAUCAUAUUUCUCUUUGCCUGAUGUUUGGAAAGAUACUUCUUUCUCUCUUUUGAGCCCCCUCCACAUGUGUGCUUAAAACUCAUUUCCUCUACUCCACAAGCAUUGAGCUGGGCAAGGGCUAAUAAAGUUAAGAAAGUUCCAACCCCACUUCAAGAGAAGCGUCAGUAUAAAAAGGAAGUUCAUCCGCCUUUUUGAAAUGUCUCUUCAGAUUAACGUCUCCAUUCUUUCCCCUUACUUCCCUCUUCUUCCCCCUAUCUAUCAUCAUCAUGAGAUUCUCAUUGAAGGUUAUUGCUCUUGGUGCCAUUGCUGCCUCGGUUGCUGUGGCUGCUCCAGUUAAUGUUGAGAAGCGUGACGCGGCCUCUGACCGCAUCAUCGCCUGCUUCGUCGGUCUUAUCUUUACAGGAGCAUGGCCAAGUCAAUGCAAGGCUGCAGUUGCCGUCGACCUUGGUUUGAUCCGUAGCAUUACCAUCAACCAGAUGUCUAUGGAUUUCACUGGUCCCAACCCAUGGGUUCCUACUACUUCCUCCAACAGCAUUGUCGCCACCAUGCUUGGCAUCCCUGGAAUCUCUCUUCCCAUCACCUCCGUUCGCCAGCAUAUCAUUCUUAUUGACAAUGGCGUCGAGAUCGGUAGCAUUGAAACCCCUUGGGGUGCAGCCAGUGUCAAGGGCAGCACCUUGAGCACAUCAUUCGGGCCCUCACCUUUGAACGUCUUCACAAACUCUCGCACUGCUUUCACCAACUUUGUGAGUGCUCUUUCGACCUCAGCUUCCCGCUCUAUUACAUUGAAGGGUGCUGUUGAUAUCAAGUUGAACCUUGGUAUCUUUGGCACCAUGACUAUUCCUGGCGUUGGUUUCAAGGCCACGACACCUCUGAAAGGCUUGGACAAUCUCCGCCAGACCAAGUACGUUUACUUCAUUGACACCAACGCCAACAAGCCUGGUUACCUCGGCAUGAGCUCCGUCAUCAACAUUUUCAACCCCAGCUCGUUGAGCCUCAAGCUUGGCGAUGUUCAGUUCAGUACAGCCUCCCCAGAGGGUACUCUCGGUUAUUCUGCCGUCAAAGAUCUGGUCCUCGUCCCCGGCGACAACUACCUCCUUUCAGAUACCUACCUCGAUCAAUCCCUCGAAGCUGGCCGUAACUUCCUGGGUGGACUUUACACUCAUGAUGGUGUCCUCACCUUGUCUGGUUAUGCCGAAUCAUCCAAGAACCCUGCUCUUAACGCUGGCUUGGCUGCUGUCAAGUCUACAUUGACCAUUCCUGUAGCAUUCCAAGGCCUUGUUCCCUCUCAGGCACCUUACAAGGACUGGUCCCUCAAGGUCCUCCCUUCCACCAAGGAUGAUUACAUUGUCGAGAUCAGCGCCAACUUCCAAUCGCCUUACUAUGGAUACGGCAUCUCCAUGGUCACGGACAACGAUGGCCUCAGCCCUAACUAUGUUGCCAUUGCUCCCGGUGUCUCAGACACUGCCUCUGGAUCUGUCUUCUUCCGCUUCAUCAACACAGCCAAGUUCUCUACCACUGGCAGCAGCUCCACCAAGGCCACCUUCACAGUCCAACUCGAAGGCCCCUUCACCGCCGAUAAGAAGGCACUCUGGACCGAAAUUACUAACUACGCAAGGGCCAACAAGAAGCUCCCAAUCGAACUCAACUGGUUCCCUAUCGUCACCAUCGGUCCUUCUAGUGAUCAGCACUUUGCUGACUGGUCCACCGCAAGUCUUGCUCUCGGCGCCUCCGAAAUCGCUGUCGGCUCUGACUUUGCUGAUCUCAUUAAUCUCUUCCCUUAAAAAGCAAAAAGAUUUUUUAAUAAAAGGCAAC